AUGGCUUACUCGACGCUCUUCGUACGCUUCGUACUGCUAUAUACAGCUCUGUGUAGUCUAGUGAACGCUCAGAUGAUCCCCAGACGCCCGCCUGGAUUCACUCUGGGCAACGGUAGUGCUGACGCUGGUGUCCAACUUGAGUCCUACAUCGAUUUGUUAUGCCCGGACAGCAAGUCGGCGUACCCUGGAUUAAAGAAGAUAGUGCAGCAUUAUGAAUCGGAGGAAGUGCGUGUUCGCUUCGUGCUGUUCCCAUUGCCGUACCACCAACACGCCUUCGCUACUGCCGAAGCUUCUUACACCAUCACCAUAGCGUUGGGCGACAAAAGCUUUACCGAUUGGCUCGAAGUGAUGUAUGCUAAUCAGGAUAUUUUCUCGAACAAGGCAUCAAAAGAUUUGAGUCCCAUUCAAGUGGCUGCCAAGCUCAAAUCUUUGGCUCAGAAGACGUUUCCAUCGUUGACUGACGCAGAGUGGGAUUCACAAAUGACGGGCUAUGGGGGCACUGCCGCAGAUGUCUAUAGUCGUGAAUCAUGGAAGUACACGUGCACUAGAAGCAUGUCGGGCACACCAAUGUACACGUUAAACGGUGUCCCAUUCGAUGCUGGUGCCGAUUGGACUUUUGAGCAAUGGCUUAAGGUUGUUGACCCACUCGUAAAGGCUAACAAGCCUACUUUGGAUAUGCAAUCUAGGACCGAAGCGUGGAAGGAUGUUCGCUUGAGCGGAGCUCCUCGUGUCCAGCCAGACCGAGAUGUCAUGCAUCUCGUGCGUGCUGGGGAAUGGGCUACUACUACCCAAUUUUGUGAGGGUAUAGCUGGUGGAGCGAGAGCGUGCGAGUAUGUAUCCGGUCGUGCCAUGUGCUGCCAUGCAAACGAAGCAUGCAUUCUUAGCGAAGGGUGUGUGCAACUGCAGUGA
Peronospora farinosa is the source of this 909-nucleotide messenger RNA. The record is from the annotation of a GenBank genome assembly. NCBI's taxonomy places the organism in Eukaryota, Oomycota, Peronosporomycetes, Peronosporales, Peronosporaceae.